Calliphora vicina (urban bluebottle blowfly) is the source of this 855-nucleotide messenger RNA. RefSeq names its product Cdk5 activator-like protein (gene Cdk5alpha). Lineage: Eukaryota; Metazoa; Arthropoda; Insecta; Diptera; Calliphoridae. The transcript has a single exon. Gene Ontology annotation, molecular function: cyclin-dependent protein serine/threonine kinase activator activity. The record is from RefSeq and is a predicted model, not a curated record. Gene Ontology annotation, cellular component: protein kinase 5 complex. The coding region runs from base 10 to 855 and encodes 281 amino acids.
UAAAUUAACAUGGGGACAGUAUUAAGUAUAAACCCAAAGGAUCGUCACAAUCCAAUUUAUUCUGGGCAACAUUAUUUUCAAUAUAAUCAACAAUCGGAAAUAAAAAAAGAUACAAAUAACGAUAAUAUCAAUUUAACGGACUCUCAACUUAAUAAUUUUUCAUAUGAGCAAUUAAAUAAUGCAAAGAAUCGAGAAAAUAAAAAAAUUCAUUGCCCGCAGUAUCCAAAAAAUGGAAACAGACAUAGUAAUGGAUGUUCAAAUGUUAAACUAAGUAAUUUAAAUUCUAAUAAUAUUCAUCAUAUUAACAACAGUACUAAGGAUACUAUAAACAAUGAUCUUGAUUUUCACAAUGAAAAUUCUGUUAUAUUAUCGGAGAAAGGAAAUAUUGAAAAACAUUUAAAGAAACAUUCAAUUUUUAUGAAUGCAUUAUCAUGGAAAAAAAUUUCAUCUCACAGUAGGAAGAAAAUUGAUUAUAAAUCAAAAUGUUCUAACCUUCCUGUUGGAAAUUUAAAGACGCAACUUAUUGACUCUAAUUAUUCCUCAGUAGGAGAUAAAAAUAAAAAUUCCCAUAACAAUUGCAAUUACAAUGAUGAACACCAAAACAUUAAUAUAGAUAAUCAAGAUUCGUGUUUGCAAUAUUUGUCAUCUAAAGAAAAAAAUAAACACAAACUAGAUAUCGUUAAAGUAAAUAACACUAAUUGUAUAUCAAAUCACAACAAACUAGUACAAAAACAACCAUUAACAAUAUCUCUACCAUCACAAUUGCAGUCUACAGCGUUACCAACAAAAAUCAACAAUAAUGGACCCAGGAAAACUGUUAUACAGGUAAGUUUUAAUUUACAUGUCACUCUUUAA